AUGCUUCCGACCGCUGUCAAGCGAAAGAAGUCACAUUUUGGAUGUUUGGCCUGCAAAAGAAGGAAAAUCAAAUGUGAUGAGACGAAACCAGUCUGUGGAAAAUGUCAGAAUCAAAAGCUAGAGUGUGUCUACAGUAGACAAUGGUCCCAGAAGCUAAGGAGAAGUACACCUCCAGAAACCAGUCCUGGAUCAAUCUCGUCAUCCUCAUAUCAGGAUUCGUUAGUAGAAACAGAUGCAAUCACACAAGUUUCUGCUGAUAUAGAAGUAAGACUCAUGUUCCAAUGGACUGCAUACACCUGGAAGUCUGUGAAAAGAAAUGAUGAUACUUUUCAAAGACUGUUACCAUUAUAUGGAUUCAGAUACCGAUUAUUACUAGAUUCACUGUUGCUUUUUUCAGCAGCCCAUCUCAAUCACACUAGUCCGAGUGAAAGACUACAGCAGGCCAUAGAAGUGUACAAAUUGCGAACUAUAGCCGGAGUACGACGGGAAGUGGAAAAUGCAGUAAAUUGUGGAAAACACCGGGUGGAACUAGCAUGGUCGAGUGCAUUACUAGCGGUAUUCUGGCUAACGUGUGAUACCGACACGGAGUUCACAGGUCUCAAGCACGGUUGGCGUCCAUUAUUUCGAGGAAUGGGGAGGAUAUUCAGCGAGAUCGUAGAUUCAGGGCAAGGCAUUAUCAGAUAUGAGAAAAGAAGGAUGAUAUUUCCAUCGGGAAAUAAAUAUCUACCACUUCUCAAGGAUAUAUACAAAGACAGGGAGGAUGUGUCACCAGAAAAAUCCGAGAUAUACGAGCAGACAGUUACACGACUAGUUCAAUAUAUAGAGCAUUUGACGGAAAACCCCGAAGACCGGCCAAUCAGAUACAUUUCGCACUGGAUUCUGACAGCAAUGCCCGACGGGUUUCUCCAGCAAAUCGACGACUUUGACCCUGUGGCACUGACAUUCCUCGCUACAUUCUUUUUGGUAGCUUCGUCACUGCCAUUCUGGUUCCUGGGGAAAUACUCGUGGAAACACCAUCUUCGAAUCAAGGCCAAAAUCCCUUCAGAAAUGCAUCACUUUCUCGAGCCGUCGUACCUUGGGUUGAACCCACCUGUGUUCGAUGAAACCCCUGCUCCCGAAGCCGAGUUUGAACGAGAAUUAGAGCUAUAA
Messenger RNA from Sugiyamaella lignohabitans, 1149 nucleotides. RefSeq names its product Ecm22p (gene ECM22). The transcript has a single exon. The record is from RefSeq and is a predicted model, not a curated record. Gene Ontology annotation, molecular function: zinc ion binding; DNA-binding transcription activator activity, RNA polymerase II-specific. Gene Ontology annotation, biological process: regulation of transcription by RNA polymerase II. NCBI's taxonomy places the organism in Eukaryota, Fungi, Ascomycota, Dipodascomycetes, Dipodascales, Trichomonascaceae. The coding region runs from base 1 to 1149 and encodes 382 amino acids.